Molecule: messenger RNA, 1412 nt
Organism: Neocloeon triangulifer
Lineage: Eukaryota; Metazoa; Arthropoda; Insecta; Ephemeroptera; Baetidae
Gene: PCID2
Product: PCI domain-containing protein 2
Exons: 3
Coding region: 145-1341 (398 amino acids)
Biological process (GO): post-transcriptional tethering of RNA polymerase II gene DNA at nuclear periphery; poly(A)+ mRNA export from nucleus; transcription elongation by RNA polymerase II
Cellular component (GO): transcription export complex 2
Molecular function (GO): double-stranded DNA binding; RNA binding
Source: RefSeq, a predicted model, not a curated record
CGGGUGAAAUUUCACUAAACUUGGCAUAAAAAAACUAAAGGAAAUCAUCCCCGGACCAAAUUGUAUAAAAUUUUGCUUGGAAAGAGUGAUGUUCUUCCGUUCUUGAGCCGAUCCAAACGCCUGAACAAGCCGACCCUUGUAAUAAUGGGGGAGAAACUUUUGGAUGAGUAUUUGAACGCGGUGUACGAGGCGACCGAGAACGCCGACGGCAACGCACUCGGACAACUCGUCUCUCUGCAGAACCCACGCUGGUUCGUGCGCAACAGGGCGGCGGUGAACGAGGACGCCGUCGACUCCUACCUGUCACCACCCGUCGGCGAAUUCGUGCUGGCCCACAUGCACGCGGCCAACAGCAUCCACGACUCGGACUGGCUGAAGGCGUUCGAGCACCAGUGCGCCAUGGUCGCCGCCAUCACCAAGUGGCUGCAGCUGCAGAAGGACGAGAACUGGAGUCUGCCGGUCAUGCACACCGCCUGCGUCGAGCUGCGUCUCCUGGCCCUGCAGGCCGAACGGGUGCAGAAGAGGUCGCACUCCGGCGCCCAGGUCGAGUUCCUCGAGAAGGCGGCCGACUGUCUCAUGGCCUGUUUCCGCAUCUGUGCCUCGGACAACCGGACAUCCGAGGAGGCGACCAAACGCUGGGGCAUGUUGGCCCUCAUCAACCAGCUCUUCAAGGUCUACUUCCGCAUCAAUAAGCUCAAUCUGUGCAAACCCCUCAUCAGAGCCAUCGAGAGCUCACCUUUCAAGGAAGACUUCAGUCUUGGACAGCAGGUCACAUAUCGUUAUUACACAGGUCGUAAGGCCAUGUUCGACAGUGAGUACCGAUUGGCCGAGGAGUAUUUGGAGUACUCGUUCCAGCACUGCCACAUCCAGAGCAGGAAAAACAAACGCCGCAUCCUCAUCUACCUGAUUCCCGUCAAGAUGCUGCUGGGCUACAUGCCGAAGAGGGCGCUCCUUGAGAAGUACGACCUGAUGGCCUUCUGGCCCGCCGCCCAGGCCAUCCGAGAGGGAAAUUCCAACGGCCUGAGCCGCGCCAUUGAAAAGCACGAAGCCUUUUUCAUCAAGAACGGAGUCUACAUUAUGCUGGAGAAACUCCGAAUGAUUGCGUUCAGAAAUCUGUUCAAGAAGGUCUACCACAUUCUCAACUCGCACCAGAUAGACAUUGCGGCGCUCAAUGUGGCUCUCAAGUUUUCGGGAGUGUCGGACGCCGACAUGGAUGAAACGCAGUGCUUGGUGGCAAAUUUGAUCAACGACAACAAGAUCAAGGGCUACAUUUCCCACCAGCACAACAAGCUCGUUGUCAGCAAGCAAAAUCCUUUCCCUGCACUGCACACUGUGGCUUGAUCAAAUAUAGAAAUAAUUUUUGUCUGAAAUAAGUGGGAAUAAUUUAAUAAUCACACCCUUUAUGAUUUAUU